CUCAAGCGCACAGGGCAGAUGCAAACAGACUAAACACAUCUUGGCAAUUCAAAAGACCCUCAGCAUCUCCGCCAACGGUGUUCUAACCGAGCGGGGUGAAUCUCACACCGGGGGACCAAUCUUUUCAAAGGCAGGGAGAAGAUGCCAUUCCACCAUGUGCGGGCGGGCCUGCUCUAUCCAGACAACUACCUGAGCAGUUCCCUGACGGAGGGCAGCGAAGCCUUCCAGCUCACCAGCAUCUCAACAGAGGAGCUGGGAGAGAUCCGUGAGGCGUUUCGUGUUCUGGAUCGUGAUGGGAAUGGUUUCAUCUCCAAACAGGAGCUGGGCAUGGCCAUGCGCUCCCUGGGUUACAUGCCCAGCGAAGUGGAGCUGGCCAUCAUCAUGCAGAGACUCGACAUGGAUGGGGACGGCCAGGUGGACUUCGAGGAGUUCAUGACGAUACUUGGGCCCAAACUGCUGUCAUCUGACAACAGAGAAGGAUUCCUGGGCAACACCAUCGACAACAUCUUCUGGCAGUUUGACAUGCAGCAGCUGUCUUUGGAUGAACUGAAGCAGGUGCUGUUCCAUGCCUUCCGGGACCACUUGACAAUGAAGGACAUAGAGAACAUCAUCAUCACCGAGGAGGAGAGCCUCAAUGAAACCUCAGGGAACUGCCCUGAGUAUGAGGGAGUCCAUCCUAAGAAGAAGAAUCGGCAGACGUGUGUCAGGAAAAGCCUGAUCUGCGCCUUCGCUAUGGCUUUCAUCAUCAGUGUCAUGCUCAUCGCAGCCAAUCAGAUGCUGCGGAACGGCAUGGAGUAA
Messenger RNA from Perca flavescens (yellow perch), 798 nucleotides. RefSeq names its product calneuron 2 (gene caln2). The record is from RefSeq and is a predicted model, not a curated record. Lineage: Eukaryota; Metazoa; Chordata; Actinopteri; Perciformes; Percidae. The coding region runs from base 142 to 798 and encodes 218 amino acids. Gene Ontology annotation, cellular component: trans-Golgi network membrane. The transcript is spliced from 6 exons. Gene Ontology annotation, molecular function: calcium ion binding.